UGACGCAAUGGAGGAGGCUUUGUUGACACCCGAGGAUGGAAAAAGGCAGAAGAGGGUGAGAUUCCGGGUUGCUUCUGGGAACAGCGGACGGGUUUUGAAAGAAAUGUUUAAGCAUGAAGGGCCGUCGGAUUCCCUGGAUUCAGACUGCACCAGUAGCUCCGAGGCGGACCGGGCCAGCACUCCAUCCACUAGCGAGGAGACGAACGGACACCUGUGUGGAUUCUUGGGGUCGGAGUUGGAUGACAGUGGAAGUGAGCCUGAUGACAUGAUUAUGUUUGCAGGAGGAAGAGACAAAGUGUUGAGUACCAAACGAGUGAAUAUCCUCAGCAAAAAUGGGACGGUUCGGGGAGUCAAGCACAAAGUUAGUGCUGGCCAAAUACUCUUUGAUAACUUGGAUAAAAACAAUGGGCCAGAAUUGGCUCUAGAGUUCAGGCGAAUUGUAAUCUACACCACCAGUUUUCGAGUGGUCAGGACUACAUUUGAGCGAUGCGAGCUGGUCCGAAAGAUCUUUCAGAACCACAGGGUGAAGUUCAUAGAGAAGAACAUUGCUUUGGACAGUGAAUAUGGGAAGGAACUGGAGAGACGCUGUAAGCGAGUGGGUGAACCUCCCUCACUGCCUGUGGUCUUCAUUGAUGGACACUACCUAGGGGGUGCAGAGAAAAUACUCGCAAUGAAUGAAUUAGGGGAGCUUCAGGAUCUCCUCACCAAAAUAGAGAGGGUUCAGCACUCCGACACAUGCCAGACGUGUGGGGGAUAUGCCUUUGUCCCGUGCCCUAUGUGCCAUGGCAGCAAAAUGUCUGUGUUUCGCAACUGCUUCACUGACUCCUUCAAAGCCCUGAAGUGCACAGCGUGCAACGAGAAUGGUCUCCAGCCCUGCUCCAGCUGUUCUCACUAAGGUCCUCUUCAAGUGCCUUCAAACCCCUUCCCAGCAAAACCUCCAUCCCCAUAAGCCAUGUAUAAAACAAGAGACGCAGAAAGAACUGCUAUUUGUGAAUAAACAGUUUU
Molecule: messenger RNA, 1005 nt
Organism: Carassius carassius (crucian carp)
Lineage: Eukaryota; Metazoa; Chordata; Actinopteri; Cypriniformes; Cyprinidae
Gene: grxcr1a
Product: glutaredoxin and cysteine rich domain containing 1 a
Exons: 4
Coding region: 8-895 (295 amino acids)
Biological process (GO): sensory perception of sound
Source: RefSeq, a predicted model, not a curated record